AGUUGGUGUUAAACAACUAAUUAGUAAUUACAGGUGUCCUUGCAGACUUUCAACUUUGCGUGAAAAACUUGAGUUGUCCCGAAGAAAAGUUUUCUUACGGAGGAGGGUCAGCUGGGAUUGGCGGAGCGACUAAACCGUGCGGUAUAGAGUCUGCCUGAAUAUCAAAGUGACUGGGAUAAGAAAAGUCGUUUCAUUUUUGUUGCAUCUCGUGUGGGGUUGAGACACACACUUUAACUAGUAUAGUGAAUUCGACUGUGGGUAGCGCAGAUUGACGACAUAAAUAAUGUCUAAUCAAGGGACAAGUGACCCAGUCAAAAUAUUGGAGGAUGUAUUUAACGUUAAAAUCACACCUUCGUCCACCCAGGCAACAUUCCCACCAAAUUUGCCUAGCAUUCAUGAUCAGAUUCAGUCUAGUACGGGGGUAGGACUUGGGGUAGAUUUCCGCAAUCUUGUACCAUCGAUUUGCUUUGAGAUUGUAUCUCAACACGUGGAAGGUCGCUUGAGGGAUAUCAAGUAUACUGGAAAUGAUUCUGAUGUAAAGCUCAAGGACAUCAAUUCAUUCAUGACCUACUGGUUUCUGGAUACGUUAGAUCGUGCGUACUUGGAAGAAAGAAACUAUCCAAAGAAAUAUCAAGUGCCUGAGACGCAUCAACUGUUGCAUGACAUUCGGCAAAACUGUACGGAUUUUAUCGGGCUGGUACUUCAAGGAGCAUUUGGAGAAAGAUCCGUAUCGAAUUCCCCUUUGGUGAUACCCCUAAUCAAGGACACCGUACCCACUGGUCUGUUACACGAUUUGGCAGUCAAACACUACAAAGAAUACAACUCGUUCAAACAAAUCUUCAUCCCAGUAUUGAGGGGAUUAUGGCAAAAGAUGAGAUCUGGCUCGCUUAGUGACAAUCAACACCGACCCCCUCUCAUGGCUUUGGAACAUCUUUGCGAAAUUCGAAUUGCUCUUGAAGGAGGAUCUGUUCGCCCAUUUGCACAGCUUAUUUCAGAAUUGGAAAAUUUCAUCCCUGAACCCCAAACUAGGGCUGUAGGUCAUGAAGUUUGUAGAUUGUCUUAUCUUGGACCAUACUUCGGCGUGUCCGUUUUGCUUGACGACGAUCCACAACUGGCGGAACAGUUUUUCAGUGGCGAAGCACAACCGUCGUUCAAUACGGCGCUACAAAAUGAAUUAGAAUUUACCAGAAGAUCGCUUCACAAGAUCACUCAUGGUAUUCUGAGCAAUCAAGGAAGCCGAGAUAUUUGUAUCAAAUAUUUAGCCGAAGUUUUACGCCGUAACUCUGGACGAACAAAAAUGCAGAGCGAUCGACGCGAAAUUUGCUCAGACGGUCCCAUGCUGAAUUACUUGUCAGUACUGCAACUUCUUUCGUUCAAAGUCAAACUCGACAAAAUCGAUCCUUAUUAUCCAUUUCAUCCUAAUUCUUUGGUGGAGUUAAAGAGUGACACCCGUAUUAAAGGAGAGACAAAGGAAUUGGAGGAUUGGAUUGCAUCAUUGGCCAAUGGUAAUCAUUCAUGGACGGAACCAAAAUUUCCGACUAUUUGUUGGUUCUUGACCCUUCAGGCGCAUCAUGUUGCUUUAAUUCCGUGCUUUAGUACUUACCAGCGGAUAAUUAGACAAAUGCGAGAGCUUCAAAAGAUGUUGGCAGAACUGAUAGCAACAGAACAAACGUGGAAAAAUGGUCCACUCGCUGAGAGAAACAAAAAACUGAUCAAGCGUUGGAAGCAGGAAGUCAAGUUAAUGGUUCAAGCGAAACAAGGUUUAGAUGUCGUGGUGCUCCAUGAAGAAUUUAUUAGGCGAAGUUUGAUGUUUUAUUCAAAUGUUGCCGAGUAUUUGAACUCGGUUGUGAUGCCUGGUUUGAGUCCUGGAGAUACUCCUAACCUACCGUUAACUAACGAAGUUCCUCCCGUGUUCGCUUACUUGCCAGAGUGGUACGUGGAAGACAUUGCAGAAUUUUUGCUCUUCACGCUUCAAUACUCUACUGUCAUUGUUGCAGGCGGCUUGGAUAAUUCAAUGAUUUUGUGGCUUUUGAUGAUGCUGUGUACUCCUCAUUACAUGAGGAACCCAUAUUUAGCUGCAAAACUGGUGGAAGUUCUCUUUGUCAUCAAUCCUCAAGUACAAGGUGAUCGGACUUCAAUGCUGUAUGGAAAGAUAAUGGCGCACCCCAUAGCAGAAUUAUAUUUGCCGUCAUCCUUAAUGAAGUUUUAUACAGACGUCGAAACAACUGGCGCUAGCUCCGAGUUUUAUGACAAGUUCACCAUUCGUUAUCACAUUAGUAUCAUCCUGAAAACAAUGUGGGCUAGUCCAGUGCAUCGGAGGGCACUUGUUCAAGAAUCCGGUUCAGGGAAACAAUUCGUCCGGUUUAUUAAUAUGUUGAUGAACGACACAACAUUUUUGUUAGACGAAAGUUUGGAUUCCCUGAAGAGGAUUCAUGAAGUACAGGAUCAGCAGAAUAAUGUGACUGAAUGGGCUGCUCUCUCUCAAGAAACCCAACAAAAUCGAAUUAGGCAACUACAAACGGAUGAACGACAAUGUAGGUCAUACUUGACACUUGCCAGAGAAACUGUUGACAUGUUCCACUAUCUGACUGAAGAGAUCAUAGAACCGUUUUUGCGACCAGAGCUAGUAGACAGAUUGUCUGCCAUGCUUAAUUUCAACCUUACUCAGUUGACCGGCUCAAAGUGCAAAAACUUAAAAGUAAAAAAUGGAGAGAAAUAUACUUGGGAGCCUCGCCGAUUGUUGUCUCAGCUAGUCGAUAUAUAUUUGCACUUGGAUUGUGACAAAUUUGCUGCUGCAUUAGCCGGAGAUGAGCGUUCAUUCACAAAAGAAUUGUUCGAGGAAGCUGCAUCCAUUAUGGAAAAGAGAAGCAUCAAAAAUGAAUCCCAGCUAAGUCAGUUUAGGUCAUUAAGUCAACGAGCACAAAAUAUUGCAGUCCAGAAUUUCAGAAAAGAAACGGACUACAGUGAUGCUCCUGAUGAAUUUAGAGAUCCGUUGAUGGAUACACUGAUGGAAGAUCCAGUACUACUGCCCUCUGGAAAAGUUAUGGACCGAUCUGUAAUUCGACGACAUCUCCUGAAUUCUAACACAGAUCCAUUUAAUAGACAGCCCUUGUCGGAAGACAUGCUCCAGAAUGCAACAGAGUUGAAGCAGAAAAUUUUGGAAUGGAAAACUAAGAAGGACACUGGGGAAAAGUGAAUACAGUCGAAAUUUGUGAUAUAGUACGACAACGUCGCAGCACAUUUCUGAUAAUAAUCUAUAGUAUAUGAAAUUUGGACAUUUUUAUUUAUCAGCAUUGCUACAUUCAAAAUCAAUAUGUCAGUGAUGGAAACAAAUUUGUUGUAAUAACCAACCACAUGUGUACAGAACCGAUUUUGUGCAUUUUUAUACCAAAUGAAAUAGAAUCGCAGAAUAGCAAAUUGUAAUAAUAGAACAGCAAAACUUGAUGUUUAUUAAAGGCGCAAUUAAUCAGGUGUUUAACAAUCGAGCUGUAUAUCGUCAUUUAUAUAUUAUACAAAGUUGUCCGGACCAACUACGAAAAUACUAAAUAAAAAUCUCGUUUUACUUAUA
Folsomia candida is the source of this 3568-nucleotide messenger RNA. Its product is annotated as ubiquitin conjugation factor E4 B. The transcript is spliced from 19 exons. Gene Ontology annotation, molecular function: ubiquitin-ubiquitin ligase activity. Lineage: Eukaryota; Metazoa; Arthropoda; Collembola; Entomobryomorpha; Isotomidae. Gene Ontology annotation, biological process: protein polyubiquitination. Gene Ontology annotation, cellular component: nucleus; ubiquitin ligase complex; cytoplasm. The record is from RefSeq and is a predicted model, not a curated record. The coding region runs from base 284 to 3196 and encodes 970 amino acids.